Messenger RNA from Ilex paraguariensis (yerba mate), 348 nucleotides. NCBI's taxonomy places the organism in Eukaryota, Viridiplantae, Streptophyta, Magnoliopsida, Aquifoliales, Aquifoliaceae. The record is from the annotation of a GenBank genome assembly.
GCGGCAUGGGUUUGGGAAAAACCUCAAAGCACUUCGGUUGUGGUGGGGAAAGAUGUUGUAGAUUUAGAGACAAGUAUGAAGGUGGCUUUUGGGUAUGGAUAUGUUAGUCAUAAGGACCAACUCCAUGAUAACCCAAAUGUUGCUCUUUUCUUUUUGGAGGAGAACAUUCACAAAGGCACAAAGAUGAACUUGCACUUCAUCAAAAUGAGAAGAAAAUCUGCCUUUUUGCCUCCUCUAGCUGCAGAAUCGAUCUCUUUUGCAUCCGAAAAAAUGCCUGAAAUUCUGAACAAACUCUCAGUUUCACCUAAUUCAGUGGAAGCUGAAGUAAUGAAGAAAACCAUACAGUAG